AUGCCCAACAUGCCUCACCAGACCAUUCAUCUCUUCCGUAAGGGACUUCGGCUCCAUGACAACCCAACUCUGCUGGCCGCACUGGAGUCCUCAGAGGUUGUGUAUCCAGUCUACAUUCUGGAUAGAUUUCAGAGUAGCAGCCGUUUCCUGAUAUCUGCAAUGAAUAUGGGAACUCUGCGCUGGCAUUUCCUGCUGCAGUCCCUCGAGGAUCUGCAGAGGAACCUAACUAAACUGGGCUCUUGCUUACUGGUUAUUCAAGGAGAGUAUGAGUCAGUUCUUCGAGACCAUGUUAAAAAGUGGAACAUUACCCAGGUGACUCUAGAUGCUGAGAUUGAACCAUUUUACAAAGAGAUGGAGAGGAUCAUACAAGUUCUGGGGGGAGAGAUGGGAUUUGAUGUGCUUUCUUUGAUGGGCCACACGCCUUAUGACAUCAGACGGAUUUUGGACAUGAAUGGUGGGACUCCCCCCUUGACAUACAAAAGAUUUCUUCAUAUCCUCUCUGUACUCGGGGACCCUGACAUGCCUGUACGAAACCUUACAGCUGAGGAUUUCCAGUAA
This is a messenger RNA of Chrysemys picta bellii (western painted turtle), 558 nucleotides long. Its product is annotated as cryptochrome-1-like. Gene Ontology annotation, biological process: circadian regulation of gene expression; entrainment of circadian clock by photoperiod. Gene Ontology annotation, cellular component: cytoplasm; nucleus. Gene Ontology annotation, molecular function: DNA binding; deoxyribodipyrimidine photo-lyase activity; FAD binding. The record is from RefSeq and is a predicted model, not a curated record. Lineage: Eukaryota; Metazoa; Chordata; Testudines; Emydidae.